Messenger RNA from Arctia plantaginis, 6675 nucleotides. NCBI's taxonomy places the organism in Eukaryota, Metazoa, Arthropoda, Insecta, Lepidoptera, Erebidae. The record is from the annotation of a GenBank genome assembly.
AUGGUGACCUUGCCUCUAAAAUUAUUAGGCGACAAUUUGGGCCAACGGCAUCGCUACUUAAAUUCCCAAGUAAAUCUGGCCAUCGCUGCCGGCCAGGAUUGUUUUCAAGACAUCGAAGCUCUAAGUGAACAGACGGCAGUUGAUCGGCUUUUUAAAAUAGACGUCGCAAAUAGAGUGAAGAAUGUUGAAUAUAUUCUCAAAAAUCUAAGAGAUGACGAUUUAUUGUAUGUCAGCAGAGCGUUGAAAUGUAAAUGGCUUGUAAAGCGACGUGAUCUUAUCAAUCCCCAUUAUUUAGAAGAUGUACUUUUCCCACAAAUGGUGAUGCCAGCUAUCACCAAAAUGAAACACUGGUUAUAUAUCAACUUAACUGAUCCUUUAACAAGCGAAGAAUUUUAUCUAUAUUACAAAAGUAGAAAUUUUUAUUUCGCUGUAAAGUUCCUACGUCAUUGUAAUAUUGAAUUCCUACUGAACGAGUUUCCUAAGAUAUUGAUCCAGAUAAACCCUCACGAUCUGAAAGUCCUCGGAGAAAAAUAUCCUAAACUAGUCAAAAUAUACUUUGAAUCAUUAGUAACAGAUAAUGAGUUAGUAAAAGUCUAUCUAGAACAUGAAGCAGCAUUUUAUAACAAUUACUUAAGCUGGUGGUUUUCGUAUGCAAAUGUGGAGCCUCUGGUGAAGCGCAUCAACCGCAACAGCAGAGCGGCUUUCAAGAAGCGAGUGUUUGUUGAGAAGGAUGUUGGCGAACGCGUAAAUGAGUGGCCGUACAGCCUUCCUAGCUCACCAGUUAUUGAUGAUGCGAAUUGCGACAACCUACACGUAUUUGACGACCUGGAUUUUGAGCCAAUACAAUUAUCACGAAAUCGCAAAAUGAUGAAAAGAAUUGUAAAGAAAAAAAAAGGUUUGGCUUCGGAAUACGUUGUGAUAAGUGAUUGCUCGUCAAAAUCGGACUUGCAGAAAUUAUUCGACGAGUUUAGGUUUGUAGGGUUCGAUGGGACGCUCUAUGAACUAAAAGGGCGACUAGGAGCGGCUACUUCGGCAGAUAGGCGUCGAGAUAUGUUGCUAGUGUUGGUAAGCAAGACCGGCGGUCACGCGAAGAACGUAGAGUCACUACUGCGCUUAGCAUUGAGGCUACGAAAUGAGCCUGUUCAUGAACGUGCUGCUAUUGUCCGAAGUCUAGUGAAGCGUGCAAGAGCUUGGUGCCUCCCUAAUGAUGUUUGGAACAUGAUGCUGGAAUAUGCGAGCGGACUUGGUUUGGACGGAACGCCAUCCGAGGCUCAAUGUCGUGAAGGGCUACAUGCCGUAGUGCUUCGUCAACUUCUAACUGCCGGUGAAUGCGAAUCGGCAGUACGUUCCGCCUUUCUUGAUGAUUUCUCCACACUAGAGGAAUACAAGCUUACUGCAAACGAGCGGUUAGAAGUAGCUCUUGGUUUACAACAUAUUUUACUCUCAGCUGCUUCUGAUGCCAAACCUAUAGAGGCUGCACGCCACCUCAAUAAUCUGCUUGACAUGCUUGAAAGAUACCAGCUUCCUUUUAAAGCAGUUGUAUCUGCUGUUGCGGAACUGGCGUAUCGUGAUUGGGAAGUAGCUUGUUCAUUACUGAUGCGUCUAUAUGAUGCUCGUGUUGGUCGUCGUGAGCUUAUCCUGUCAGCCAAUGUAAGACAUAGUCUUAGUAUACAGUGUCUAUUUAAAGAGAUGGCACUGAUUCUACCUACGACUUUAUCAGGCGACAGCCUAGGAGAAAGACAUCGUCGCCUCAACUUACAAGUAAAUCAGGCGGCUACUGCUGGUCAGGUGUCUGCUCAAGAUAUCGAAGGUCUCACUGAACAAACAGCGGUUAAUCGACUCAUUAAGAUAGAUAUCGCUAUUAAACUAAAGAAUAUUGAUUAUAUUGUCAAAAGUCUAAAAGAUGACGACAUGUUGUAUGUCAGCAGAGCCUUAAAAUGUAAAUGGCUCCUAGAGCGACGUGAUAUAGUAAAUCCUAAUUAUUUAGAAGAUGUACUUUACCCACAGAUGGUCUUGCCAGCCAUUUCCAAAUUUAAACACUGGCUGUAUAUCAAUCUAAGUGAUUCUGUUGCGUGCCAAGAAUUUUAUGAGUAUUACAAAAAUAUAAAAUUUGAUUUCGCUGUUAAAUUUUUACGUCAUUGUGAUAAUGAAUUUCUUCUAAAGGAGUUUCCUAAGGUAUUAACUCAGAUAAAUCCCCAUUACCUGAAAGUGCUUGGAGAGAAGUGCUCUAAACUAGUCAAAAUUUACUAUGAUUCGUUUUCAUCAGAUAACGAAUUAGUUAAGAGUAGAGCUGCUUUUAAGAAAAGAGUAUUCGUUGAAAAGGAUAUUGGAGAACCUGUGGCCGAAUGGCCAUACGCACUUCCAACGUUACCAGUAGUCAAUGACUCGAGCACUAUUGACUCGCAUGUAUUCCAUGAUCAAGACUAUGAGCCAAUACAAUUGGGUAAUAAUUUUGGGUUUAGGCGAAUGUUAAAGAAAAGAAAGUAUUGCUCCUAUAUGGAGGCAGACUGCUUGCAAAGUGAAUGCAUAAGAGUAAAGUCAGAACUUCAGAAGCUAUUUGAUGAGUUUAGGAUCGUAGGUUUUAAUGGAACACUACAUGAGUUACGUGGACGAAUAAAUGCGGUCAGUUCAGCUGAUAGGCGUCGUGAUAUACUGCUAGUGUUAGUUAGCAAAAGUGGCGGACGCCCAGAAUGUGUGCGCUUAAUAAUGGAACUGGCAUUGCGAUUUCGGAAUGAGCCUGUACACCAGCGUGCUACUAUUGUACGUAGCCUUGUAAAACGAGCAAGCGCUUGGCGAUUACCGCAAGAUGUGUGGGACUCAAUGUUGGAGUAUGGUCAAGGACUCGGCCUCGAUGGUACACGAUCUGAAGCUCAGUGCCGCGAAGGACUUCACGCAGUAGUACUCCGUCAGCUUCUGACUACUAGAGACUGUGUGGGAGCAGUGCGUACUGCUUUUCUUAGAGACUUUUCUACACUUGAAGAGUACAAGCUUACUACAGCAGAACGUUCAACGAUUGCUGCUGGUUUGCAGCAUAUUUUGACGUCAGCUGCUAGAGAUGCAAAACCGGAGGUAUCAGCGAGCUAUCUUGAUCGUUUACUUUAUGUGUUUGAGAAGUAUCGUAUUCCAUUUAACUCGGUAGUAGCAGACAUCAAAACACUUGCAGAUCGUGAUUCUGAAGUAGCCAGAUCGCUGUUGCAGCGUCUAUACAAGGCCCGUGUUGGUCGUCCUAAGAUGGCACUGAUUCCACCUACGACUUUACCGGGCGACAGCCUAGGAGAAAGACAUCGUCGCCUCAACUUACAAGUGAAUCAGGCGGCUACUGCUGGUCAGGUGUCUGCUAAAGAUAUCGAAGGUCUCACUGAACAAACAGCGGUUGAUCGACUCAUUAAGAUAGAUAUCGCUAUUAAACUAAAGAAUGUUGAUUAUAUUGUCAAAAGUCUAAAAGAUGACGACAUGUUGUAUGUCAGCAGAGCCUUAAAAUGUAAAUGGCUCCUAGAACGACAUGAUAUAGUAAAUCCUAAUUAUUUAGAAGAUAUGCUUUACCCACAGAUGGUCUUGCCGGCCAUUUCCAAAUUUAAACACUGGCUGUAUAUCAAUCUAAGUGAUCCUGUUGCGUGCCAAGAAUUUUAUGAGUAUUACAAAAACAUAAAAUUUGAUUUCGCUGUAAAAUUUUUACGUCAUUGUGAUAAUGAAUUUCUUCUGAAGGAGUUUCCUAAGGUAUUAACUCAGAUAAACCCCCAUUACCUGAAAGUGCUUGGAGAGAAGUGCCCUAAACUAGUAAAAAUUUACUAUGAUUCGUUUUCAUCAGAUAACGAAUUAGUUAAGCGAGCUGCUUUUAAGAAACGAGUAUUUGUUAAGAAAGAUGUUGGCCAACGUGUGGCUGAAUGGCCGUACGCACUUCCAGAAUCACCUGUAGUCAAGGACUUGGGUACGACCGAGUCGCAUGUAUUCGAUGAUCAAGAUUAUGAACCAAUCGAAACGAACUGGUAUAUAGGAUACGAACGGAUGUCGAUGGUAAUGAAGUGUUGUGACCACUCCGUAGUAAUGUGUGACUCAAUGGAAAGUGAUGACGUAAAUCAUAGAACAAAAUCAGAACUUGAAAAACUAUUCGAUGAGUUUAGGUUCGUAGGUUUUAACGGAACUCUACAUGAGUUGCGUGGGCGCAUAAAUGCAGUCAGUUCGGCUGAUAGACGUCGUGACAUGCUGCUAGUGUUAGUUAGUAAAAGUGGCGGGCGUCCCGACUGUGUGCGCGAAAUGCUUCAAUUUGCAUUGCGAUUUCGAAAUGAGCCUGUACACGAGCGUGCUACUAUUGUCCGUAGCCUUGUAAAGCGAGCAAACGUUUGGCGAUUACCGCAGGAUGUGUGGGACUCAAUGUUGGAGUAUGGUCAAGGACUCGGCCUCGACGGUACACGAUCUGAAGCCCAGUGCCGCGAAGGACUUCACGCAGUAGUAGUCCGUCAGCUUCUAACUACUGGAGACUGUGUGGGGGCAGUGCGUUCUGCUUUUCUUGAAGACUUUUCUACACUUGAAGAGUACAAGCUUAAUACAGCAGAACGUGCAACGAUUGCUGAUGGUUUGCAGAAUAUUUUAACGUCAGCUGCGAGUGAUGCAAAAUCAGAGGUAUCAGCGAGCUAUCUUGAUCGUUUGCUUGAUGUGUUUGAAAAGUAUCGUAUUCCAUUUAACUCAGUAGUAGCACACAUUAAAACACUGGCAGAUCGUGAUUCUGAAGUAGCCACAUCGCUGUUGCAGCGUUUAUACAAGGCCCGUGUUGGUCGUCCUAUUGUCAUCCGAUAUUUAAUGCUGAGCGAAAGCGACGAUGAAGAGAAAUCUAGGUUUGAACAGAUAGGACAACCGUUUUUGGAAAAAAUUACUUCGUUUCGUCAGGGGGACGAUGAAUUUCGAGAAUUUACACGUCUGUAUUACAUGAACAUUGAUAAAAUAAUCUUUUCAUCAAAUCACACCUCAAGUAAUAGUACAUUGCGACGAACUAAGAUGGCACUGAUUCUACCUACGACUUUAUCGGGCGACAGCCUAGGAGAAAGACAUCGUCGCCUCAACUUACAAGUAAAUGAGGCGGCUACUGCUGGUCAGGUGUCUGCUCAAGAUAUCGAAGCUCUCACUGAACAAACAGCGGUUGAUCGACUCAUUAAGAUAGAUAUCGCUAUUAAACUAAAGAAUGUUGAUUAUAUUGUCAAAAGUCUAAAAGAUGACGACAUGUUGUAUGUCAGCAGAGCCUUAAAAUGUAAAUGGCUCCUAGAACGACGUGAUAUAGUAAAUCCUAAUUAUUUAGAAGAUGUGCUUUACCCACAGAUGGUCUUGCCGGCCAUUUCCAAAUUUAAACACUGGCUGUAUAUCAAUCUAAGUGAUCCUGUUACGUGCCAAGAAUUUUAUGAGUAUUACAAAAAUAUAAAAUUUGAUUUCGCUGUAAAAUUUUUACGUCAUUGUGAUAAUGAAUUUUUAUUGAAGGAGAUUCCUAAGAUAUUAACUCAGAUAAACCCCCAUUACCUGAAGGUGCUGGGAGAGAAGUGCCCUAAACUAGUCAAAAUUUACUAUGACUCGUUUUCAUCAGAUAACGAAUUAGUUAAGAGAGCUGCUUUCAAGAAAAGAGUAUUUGUUAAAAAAGAUGUUGGCGAACGUGUGGCUGAAUGGCCAUACGCACUUCCAGCAUUACCAGUAGUCAAGGACUUGGGUACGAACGAGUCGCAUGUAUUCCAUGAUCAAGACUAUGAACCAAUCCAAUUGAAAUGGUAUUUAGGAUAUGGGCGGAUGGCGAUGAGAAAUAAGUGUUGUGCCUACACAGCAGGAAUGUGUGCCUUAAGGGAAAGUGAUUACAUAAAUCAUAGAAUGAAGUCAGAACUUGAGAAACUCUUCGAUGAGUUUAGGUUCGUAGGUUUUAACGGAACUCUACAUGAGUUGCGUGGACGCAUAAAUGCAGUCAGUUCGGCUGAUAGACGUCGUGACAUGCUGCUAGUGUUAGUAAGUAAAAGUGGCGGGCGUCCUGACUGUGUGCGCGAAAUGCUGCAAUUUGCAUUGCGAUUUCGAAAUGAGCCUGUACACGAGCGUGCUGCUAUUGUCCGUAGCCUUGUAAAACGAGCAAACGUUUGGCGUUUACCGCAGGAUGUGUGGGACUCAAUGUUGGAGUAUGGUCAAGGACUCGGCCUCGACGGUACACGAUCAGAAGCUCAGUGUCGCGAAGGACUUCACGCAGUAGUACUCCGUCAGCUUCUGACUACUGGAGACUGUGUGGGGGCAGUGCGUUCUGCUUUUCUUGAAGACUUUUCUACGCUUGAAGAGUACAAGCUUAAUACAGCAGAACGUGCAAAAAUUGCUGAUGGUUUACAGCAUAUUUUAACAUCAGCUGCGCGUGAUGCAAAACCGGAGGUAUCAGCGAGCUAUCUUGAUCGUUUACUUUAUGUGUUUGAAAAGUAUCGUAUUCCAUUUAACUCGGUAGUAGCAGACAUUAAAACACUGGCAGAUCGUGAUUCUGAAGUAGCAAGAUCGCUGUUGCAGCGUCUCUACAAGGCUCGUGUUGGUCGUCCUAUUGUCAUCCGAUAUUUAAUGCUGAGCGAAAGCGACGAAGAAGAGACAUCUAGGUUUGAACAAAUAGGACAACCGUUUUUGGAAAAAAUUACUGCAUUUCGUCAGGGCGACGAUGACUUUCGAAAUUAUAAAUAA